This is a messenger RNA of Pipra filicauda (Wire-tailed manakin), 1370 nucleotides long. Its product is annotated as protein scribble homolog. The record is from RefSeq and is a predicted model, not a curated record. Gene Ontology annotation, molecular function: protein binding. Bases 1 to 885 code for a protein of 294 amino acids. The transcript is spliced from 7 exons. NCBI's taxonomy places the organism in Eukaryota, Metazoa, Chordata, Aves, Passeriformes, Pipridae.
AUGGCCACUAAAGGUCUAAGUGCUCUUGACUCUAUUAAGUGGCUUCCCAAGUCUCCUAAACUGUACAGUGGCCAUAACUGGAGCUCUCAGGGCUCUCGCUGGGCCUCAUUGAAAGGAAAGGAAAGUUUUCAUGGUGGUAACCUGUACAAAUUCAGCUCUGCUAAUGGAAAAUGGAGGGAAGGAAGGAGCAGUCCUGAGCAAGAAGCAGAGGAACUCGAGGAUCCUGAUGAUGAACCUAUUUCCAAGUUUUCCGGCAGUCUUUUUGAUAGCAAUGGUGGCAUGAGAGAUCAAAGAAAUACCAGAACAACUCUUCAAGAAAAGCACAAGUUGGCAAUGAAAGGGAAGAAUCCUCCAGGGACUAACACUAAGGUGCAGCCAGCUGUCUCCUCAGCAGGCAGCUUCCCCAGUGAGAGCAGCCGGAUCCCAGAGGAAUUGAGGGUGAUGGAUGUGCCACAGACCCCACUGAAGGUAACCAUUACUGUGUGCAGCCAAAUGGGGAGCCUUGGUAUUAGCAUUGCUGGUGGAAAGGGCUCACCCUCGUGUAAAGACAGUGAUGAGGGGAUCUUGAUUGCACGGCUGCCGAAAGACAGCCCAUCAGACUUGGCUGGAGUACAAGCAGGAGACAGAGUGGCUGAGGCUACCUUCAUUUCAGAACCUGCUGUCCUUGAUGCUGGUCCUACUGAAGCUUCACCCAAGGGCAGCCACUUCCCAACAGUAAAUCACAUCAUAACAAUACCUCGGAUAAUCCUCACGCGCCCUUCCACUUCUGAUGAAGAUACCGACCAGUUGCCCCCAGACCCUGAAGACUUUGAGCCUGAGGAGCCUGGCGGCGCAGGAGGCCAUGCCUAUUCGGACUGUCUGAGCAGCGCUUUUUAUCCUCCCUAAUAAAGUACUUCUCUGGAAAGAGUUAAUGGGUGAUUUUCUCUCCCAUUGUUUGAUUACAUUUAGUGUAGUACUUGAACCACUAUGCCUUAUUUAUAGCGAAAACCAUUAAAUGGAGGAAGGAUUUGAGCUGGGGGAGCAGAACCCUGUUUGUUUUUCUUUGCCUUGAACUUUCCUUUGGCCAGCACUUGAAACAAAAUGCACUGGGUAAAGUUAUGUGAAUGUCACCAUGUGUUUCAGUAUCCACUUGUGAGUGUCCUACAGCACCUAAAUACAAUGAUGAAAAAAGCAGGUGAUUUUUAUUCAGAAGGUACUUUACCCAUUUGGAAACACAGUGAAAAUAAUUGUAUAGUUGGUUGGUUUUUUUAAAAUCUUGUGUCCAUCCUUUUAUCUGCCCCCAUGUUCUUUUGAAUUAUCCCUUUUAAUGUUGUUUUCUAUGAGAAUUAAAAAAAAAAUUCUGUCUUUAAUAGUGCUGGGGUUUUUUACCC